AGAGGCACAGACCUCUGGCCCCGGCAGGGUUCGUCGAACAGCCUCGCUCUUUUCAACCAGCCAGACUGCAAGGAACGCAAAGGACAAACUAGCGAUCCCCGCUCAUGUAUUUCGGCUCCAUUGGCUCACGCCAGUCAGAUCAACCUGACCUAUCAAGAGCGAUGGUUCCUGGACUUUUUCCGCCGUGUCACAUCACAUACCAAUGCGACCUACUUCAAUAAAGCAUUCUGGGGAAUGCUUGUCCAUCAAGCGAGCGAAAUCCAGCCUGCUGUUCGUCACGCUGCUAUCGGUAUAGGUUCUCUGCACUGGGGUGGUAUGAUGAAAACAGCAGCUGCUGGUCAGAUAACGUCGUUCUCUCUUCGGCAAUGCAGCAAGUCACUGGAGCAUCUGCGACAAAACCUAACCGCAGAUAUUGGACGACGUCCACGUAUGGAAACAGUCUUAGUUUCCUGUGGGAUUUUGCUAGCGUUCGCUUUCAGCCAGGGUGAUGCGAAGGCGGGUGGCUGCCAUCUCCGCGCGGGCUAUGAGUUGUUACAAAAAUGGCAAAAAGUGAAAAUGGACAAAAGCCCAUUUCUACCAAAUUCACUUGGAUUGGCCGUCCCUCUUGACCUAGAGCCUGGCUCUAAGAGCUAUUCUUAUCCGCUUCAGCUCGCAGCGGAAUAUCAACUCGAUGUACUGAUCGAGACACCGGAAGAGGCAUGUGGCUCGUUGCUAAUUCUUGGAUGGUUGGCUUUGCAGAUGAAACCUCAACUAUCUACUGGCACGUUUGCCGAAAGCACCCCUUCCGCUGUCUUGAAAAGGCUUCAGAAUUGGAAACAUUUGAUCCUACAGCGUGGCCAGUCGCAAGCGAGGCGAGAUACGAUUGCGAUUCUUGAUAUCUGGAGUGAAGUUCUUCUUAUCAAAAGCCUCACUGAUGGCCGACUUUGGGAAUGUGAGAUGAGAUACGACGAUUAUUCAUCCCAUUUCUUGCGUACAAUUCAACAGGGGAAGAGGUUCAUGGCCCAGAGAUCGUUACAAGACUCUUGGGUGAGGUCGGGAGUCGUGGCACCUCUUUUUUUCUGUGCAUUCAAAUGUCGCGAUUGGGUAAUUAGACGAGAGGCCCUACACUUGCUUAGCGGGUGCGGCAGCGAGCAAGGAAUUUGGUCGAUAUCAAAGCCCUCUCUGGUGUUAGAUCGUCUGAUCAAGAUAGAAACCAGAGAUUGUCAGUCUUGGGAAACGAUCCCGGAGUCUGCCAGGAUUGAUGCUGUCCGUGUUGAGUUCCUAUCAGGAGAGACAAAGUUCGCUUUGACGGGGAGGGCCAGCCCCGCUCACCUGUGUACGGAGUAG
Molecule: messenger RNA, 1326 nt
Organism: Penicillium cosmopolitanum
Lineage: Eukaryota; Fungi; Ascomycota; Eurotiomycetes; Eurotiales; Aspergillaceae
Exons: 4
Source: RefSeq, a predicted model, not a curated record